UCUCUCUGGCUUCUCCAUAGAAGCUCGCGCUCUCACAAGUAGACACUCUUCUUUCCUGCUGCUUGAAGAAAACCCUAAUCCCCAUUUCUUCGUUUACUUUCUCACUCUUCCAGCCGAGGAGAAAUCUUCCGGCGAAUACAAAGAAACGGUGACAAUUUGCUAGAUCUAGAGUAGAACCUGCUAAGUAUGCGCCGCUGAGAAAUUCCACGAGGAAGUAGACGGGGAAAUGUCGAGCUCUGACCCGAAACCCAGACCCAAACCGGGUCAAUGGCCUCCGGCGCCGGAGUCCUCCCCAAUGCCGCCGUCUUCUUGGGCUAAACGCACCGGAUUCCGCCCCAAAUUCUCCGGCGAGACCAAUGCCAGUGAUUCUGGUCAGGUCGCGUUGCCUGUUAAAUUGAUGGGCCAAAUGACCCCACGAAUCCUCGUUAUCAAAUAAUUGAUUCUCUCUCUACCAUCUCCCCAUCAAGAAUGUCUUGAUCAUCUUAUAUAUGGAAAAUGAUAUUAUUAUAUUUUAAAAAAACGUAAAAUGCAGACAAAUGAUCUACCGGCGGCUGCUACUGCUUCUGGGAAGGAUCAGCCGGUGAAGAGGCGGAGAGAUUCCGACGGAGGUUCGGGGAAGGAGCGGGGACCGGUUGCUCCGGCGAACGGAUUCAGCGGGGCAAACGGAUCGGGUGAACCGAUUAGGAGACCGACCCGGAAUGAGGAGACGGUGGAGGUUUUGCCGCAGAGCAUGGAUGAUGACUUGGGCGCUAGGACUUUGCACAUGAAGUAUGGACUCAGAGACACACCUGGGCUUGUUUCCAUUGGGUUCCAUGGUUUCCAGCAUUAUCUGUCAAUGUUAGGCUCAUUGAUUCUCGUUCCACUGGUCAUAGUUCCUGCAAUGGGUGGUUCUCACGAAGACAUGGCUAAUGUUGUCUCCACUGUACUCUUUGUUUGUGGAAUCACAACUUUGUUGCAUACUUCAUUCGGGUCGAGGCUGCCUCUGGUUCAAGGUCCUUCCUUUGUUUACCUGGCUCCGGCUCUGGCUAUUGUAAACUCCCCGGAAUUCCAAGGACUGACCGGAAACAACUUCAAGCAUAUUAUGAGGGAACUGCAAGGUGCUAUAAUUAUCGGUUCAGCUUUCCAAGCAUUACUUGGAUACAGUGGUCUAAUGUCGCUGCUUUUGAGGUUGAUUAAUCCAGUGGUUAUUGCUCCAACAGUGGCUGCCGUUGGACUUUCAUUUUACAGCUAUGGUUUUCCUCUUGUUGGUAAAUGUCUUGAGAUUGGGGCAAUGCAGAUACUGCUCGUGGUUAUUUUUGCUCUUUACCUUCGGAAGAUCUCGGUUUUGGGUCAUCGUGUUUUCCUUAUUUAUGCGGUUCCAUUGGCUCUGGCAAUCACAUGGGCGACCACAUUUCUAUUAACGGCAGCAGGAGCAUACAACUACAAGAGCUGUGACCCGAACAUCCCUGCCUCAAACAUAGUAUCAACUCACUGUAGGAACCAUGUGUCUAGAAUGAAGUACUGUCGGGUUGAUACUUCUCAUGCAUUGAGAUCUGCUCCCUGGUUUAGGUUCCCUUACCCCUUGCAAUGGGGCACUCCGGUUUUCAGCUGGAAAAUGGCUCUUGUUAUGUGUGUGGCGUCCAUAAUUGCUUCGGUAGACUCGAUCGGUUCAUAUCAUGCUUCGUCUCUGCUAGUAGCAUCCAGACCUCCAACUCCUGGUGUAGUUAGCCGGGCAAUUGGUCUUGAAGGUCUGACAAGUGUCUUAGCCGGUCUCUGGGGAACGGGCACUGGUUCAACCACCGUCACUGAAAAUGUUCACACAAUUGCUGUUUCCAAAAUGGGGAGCCGUAGAGCCGUGGAGUUGGGUGCUUGUGUUCUGGUCUUCCUAUCCCUUGUUGGCAAAGUUGGAGGGUUUAUUGCAUCAAUUCCUCAAGUCAUGGUCGCAUCCCUUCUCUGCUUUAUGUGGGCGAUGCUUACAGCUUUAGGCCUUUCCAAUCUACGUUACAGUGAAGCCGGGAGUUCAAGGAAUAUUAUCAUUGUCGGGUUAUCGCUCUUCUUCUCUCUUUCUGUCCCGGCUUACUUCCAGCAGUACGGCAUUUCUCCAAACUCGAAUAUAUCAGUUCCAAGUUAUUACCAACCGUACAUUGUGGCUUCACAUGGACCAUUCAAGAGCCAAUAUAAAGGGGUGAACUACGUAAUGAACACGCUCCUAUCGAUGAAUAUGGUCGUGGCUUUCAUCGUGGCUUUCAUCUUAGACAACACAGUACCAGGAAGCAUGCAAGAACGUGGAGUUUAUGUCUGGUCUGACCAUGAGACUGCAACCAGAGAACCCGCCCUCGCCAAAGACUACGAGCUGCCAUUCAGGGUUGGUCGGUUUUUCAGAUGGGUCAAAUGGGUCGGCCUCUGAAUUCACACACAUAUAUAUAUAUAUAUAUAUAAUUUGGAAAUUGAUGUAAGUUUCUUAUAAAGCUAAAUGGGUAAAUAGUUGAUGAGAACAUCUUCUUUUUUGGUUUCUUGUCAGCACGUUGGAACUUUCUUGGGUCGCAAGUUUGUGAAUUGGAGAGAUUUUGGGUGACUAAGGGAAUUUGUUUGUUGUAAGGUUUAGAUUAUGAUCGAUGCUUUUGUACGUCUGAUGUUCAUUCAAGUGCAUAUUUCGCUAUUCCA
Tarenaya hassleriana is the source of this 2643-nucleotide messenger RNA. Its product is annotated as nucleobase-ascorbate transporter 12. Gene Ontology annotation, biological process: transmembrane transport. Gene Ontology annotation, molecular function: transmembrane transporter activity. Lineage: Eukaryota; Viridiplantae; Streptophyta; Magnoliopsida; Brassicales; Cleomaceae. Gene Ontology annotation, cellular component: plasma membrane. The record is from RefSeq and is a predicted model, not a curated record. The transcript has 11 exons.